ACAUAUUAUUUCCAAAUAUAGUUUCUACGGGAUAGCCACUUAGUGUUGAAAGUGCCUACCUGAAUUCCUCACACUGUUAUAAAUGAAUGUAUACACUGCCUGCCGAAUUCCCUUUCAUGGUAUGUUAGUAAUGUGGAACUAGCUAAACACACCUACGCUGUGGACUCCUGUGAUUACGAAACGAAGCCCAUAAUUACUCGACCACGCUCCUCUUAAUGACCACUGAGACAUUAUGAGCAAACAUAUACAUAAUUCCGUCUGAUAUCGAACUAGUUUGAUUUUCUUGGCUGCUGCACCAAAUGUUCUUACUUUCUCAGUUGAUACCUCAAAAGUAUUCUCAAAGUGAGUGAUGAAUGCAUGCUUGAUUUGAAUGGCGCAUAUUUUUUUUAUUGUUUGCUCUCACAAUCCGUAUAAUUUGUGGGAAUUUGAGGAAUUCUGAAGUCAUUUAAUUUCCGUUAUUACACAAAAAUUCAUCGAAAUAGUAUAUCUGUAAUUUACGAGAAGUCGUUUGACAUUAUAAGUAGUUAUACAUGAACAUCUAGCUCGUGUAGCGUAUAUAUCUAGUGAAGCGAAUAAUUCCAUGCGUGCUUUACGCAGGUGGCAGGCCUAGGUUAAGUAAAUAUGGUAGAUAGAAAUUUUGAAAGAAGAAGAGUUUUUAAUGUAAAUAAUAUAAAGAUUUUAUAGUGGAAUUGAUUCUUAAUUAAGAACUGUCUUUGUCUGUUACUUUACCAAAUGAGUGGCAACGACAGGGGGUAUUUUGCUGAACCGUAUGAACGAAGUGAAGGUAAUCGUGCUUAUUCUCCUCAAUAUGAAUGGGCUGAUCGCAGAAAUCGCGAAAUUGUAAGUCCGAGAGAAGAAAGAUAUACUAAAAGACGUUCCCCCACGUCUCCCACCACAUAUCGAACAACUGAACAGAAUCCGUCCAGCUAUGAUGAUCAGACUAGAUUAAGAAAUUAUUACGGAGAUGGUUCUAACUCGCAAUCAAAUGAUUAUGGAGGUAAUACCUCAAAAGCGUAUCAACAAAGUGAAAAGCAAGCGAAUUACCAGGGCUCGUAUGGACAAAAUGAAUAUAACAAAAAUAGUUCGCAAAUCUAUUCUCAAAAAACCUUGAGUCCUCCAAGUUAUCGUAAAAAUGAAUACGAAAAUACCGCUGGAUAUGGCCAGCCUGGUGAAAACGAAUAUAACCGUACUAAUGCUGGUUCUUAUGGAGAAACCAGUGGGAAGAGUAGACAUUCCCCUGCGUACGAAUCUACUAGCAGAAGUGGUAGGUCGGCCCCCUCUGAAUCUUUCAGAACUAGUCAAAAUGAACAAUCAGGAAAGGCGCCUAACAACGAUCGAGAUUCUUACCGUCAUCGAGACUACAAUAAAGAUAUACCUAGCGCGAAACGUGAGGAUGAAAAUACUAAAAACAGUAGUGCUAAACACAAAAGUAAAAGAUCAGGUAGAGAAGUUGGUAAAAUAAAAUCAUCGAGCAAAGACUCGAAUAAUUCCUACGGGGAUACGUCCUUUGACAGAAGAUUGUCCAAUUCAAUCGCAAUGGCUAACGCUCACGAAAGAUAUAAAAUUAAAAAUAACAGUAAAGAUAGCAUCGAAGAUGACGGCAGCCGAUCAUUUGAUCGAAGAUUAUCGAACUCGAUCGCUCUUCCCAAUGUCCAUGAUCCUACCAAGCGAAACAAAACUUCGUCGAUACCAAAACAAACAAAGACUCCAACCAACACACCCAUUAGAACGUCAACGAAGGAACAACCAUCCAAAAUAAUUAUAGACGAACCUGUCUCAAAUCUAGAUGUGACUGGUGAAAAAGCGCGAUUGCUGUCGGUUCGUAGGCUGGACACUCCUGAUCCGCAACGAAGAAUGAGUGACGCAAAUGAAUCAGACACUUCAUCUACAAUAUCUGAUUCCGACGAUUCUCCUGAUGUGUUUUUACCAAAAAGAUAUAUUUUAGCUAUUAUGAUGUUCUUAGGUUUCGUGAACAUGUAUGCGAUACGUGUCAACUUAAAUGUAGCAAUCGGAGCUAUGGUGAAUAAUCACACAUUAAUUAAAGGAGGUGUGGCCUCGGUAGAAGCUCCAGAAUUUGAUUGGUCGUCUAGAUUGCAAGGUGUUGUGCUCGGUUCGUUUUAUUAUGGAUACAUGGUGCUUCAAAUACCCGCCGGCUAUUUUGCGAUGAGAUUCGGUGGAACGAAAAUAUUCGGCGUGGCAAUCUUCUUAGCAUCCCUUUUUACACUUGUAACGCCCUUCGCAGCAAGGUUCAAUGUCUGGGCGUUAGUCAUUCUGCGAGUCUUAGAAGGAUUGGUGUUGGGUGUCAUGUUGCCAUGCAACCAUCAGAUCUGGAGCUUGUGGGCACCUCUCCAAGAGCGAACCACGUUAGUAACCAUAGCAAUUGCUGGCAUGAACGUAGGAACGGUAGUCACCAUGCCUCUAACUGGUUUAUUGACUAAAUAUGGUUUUGAUGGAGGCUGGGCAUCAGUGUUUUAUUGUUUUGGAGUAUUUGGAAUAUUGUGGUUCGGUUUAUGGGUAUGCAUUGCUCACCCCUCUCCAGCAUCGCAUCCCACCAUCUCGAAAAAAGAAAGAAAAUACAUCGAAAAAAAUGUAACCACAAGAAAGAGCAUGAGUAUCCCAUGGAAAGCAAUGUUAAAAUCGAGACCAGUAUGGGGUGUGAUCAUCGGAAACGUGGCAAACGAUUGGGGCUUGUACACUAUCUUGAUUUGUUUGCCUCUAUUUUUGAUGGACAUUAUGAAAUUUAACGUGCAAACUAUGGGCUUCAUAGCAUCGCUACCAUUUUUAUUGAAAGCUAUUGUCGGACCAGUAGGUGGAUUAAUAGCGGACAUUCUUCGUUACAAAUACACCAGCACAGCUAACGUAAGAAGAAUCUUUUAUGCUAUAGGCGCAAUGUCGGCUGCCGUAAUGAUCGUCAUCGCCGGGUACAGUCACACACCUACCAUGGCUGUGAUCAGCAUGUGUAUAGGCGUUGCCUUGUCAGGUUUGCUACACAGUGGCUAUGAAGUUAAUGUGUUGGAUAUUGCACCAUGCUUAUCUGGAGUAGUCAUGGGUAUCUCGAACACUGCUGGAACUACUACUGGCUUCUUGAGUCCGCUUCUUGUUGGAUAUAUGACAGAAAACAAACUUCGAUCAGAAUGGGUGACUGUAUUUUGGAUCACAUUUUUCAUCUACCUUAUUGGAACUGUUUUAUUUUGUUUGUUGUUAUCUGGAGAAGCACAACACUGGGCACUCGAUGAGGAUGAUGACAAAGAACACGAUGUUCAUCGAAGACCAUAAAUUAAUAGUCUUUUGCUAUGAAGUUUUACACAAAAGCAAUCAAGAUGAAGAAUUACUGUCAAAGAUACGGCAACAUAAGGGUCGUGCUCGUAAAUCUUCGUAAAUAAUAAUGAACAGAAUAAUAUAGACAGUUAAUUGACACUAAUGAAAGUAAUUUAAUUUUCGGGAAAAAUAUAUUUUAUAUGUAAAAUUGCAAUUUGCAUUUAGUUUGACGAGAGAGAUUUUCUAAUUGAUGAUCUCAGUUGCGUGAGUUACCAUUAAAGCUGUCUCUUAACUUAUUUUUUUAAAUAUCUAUAAAAAAGAAAUUGCAAA
Hydractinia symbiolongicarpus is the source of this 3588-nucleotide messenger RNA. Its product is annotated as sialin-like. Gene Ontology annotation, molecular function: transmembrane transporter activity. The coding region runs from base 733 to 3276 and encodes 847 amino acids. NCBI's taxonomy places the organism in Eukaryota, Metazoa, Cnidaria, Hydrozoa, Anthoathecata, Hydractiniidae. The transcript has 9 exons. The record is from RefSeq and is a predicted model, not a curated record. Gene Ontology annotation, biological process: monoatomic anion transport; transmembrane transport.